AUGGAGGAGGAAUGGCCUGCGGAAGCACUUGCACUCGUCCGGAAAGAUAACAUGAGGGAGAGAGCAAAGAUAGACUACAAAGCCUGGGAGCGCAUCUAUCCCGAGGCGCAUUACGGGACCGUGCAGAAGAGGAUCAAACGGAUGAGGAUGAAGCUCCGCCAACAAGAUCAUAGACGCGCCGCCUUUGAUCACGCUCGAGGAGCUCCUGCACAUGUCACUGGUAUCGACGAGGACGGGCUUGACGAAGAGGAGUGCCCCUCUGGUGACGACUCUCGAGAAGAAGCACAGAAUCCCGACCCCAUCGACGAGCAUGACGGCGAUGGUAGAAAUGAGGAUGACAAUGUUCCAUUUGUUGGGAUAUCUCGAGCAGCGCAAGACCUCGACAUACUGGUUGGUGCGCCACUCAGAUACAAAGAAGAGUUGAUCAACAUAACCUUGCGACAUUUCACGUGUAACGAAAAGGCACUGUCGGAAGUGCAGAAAGCUCUGCCAUGGAGUUCAUCACAAGGCGCGGCGCGGACUCACUUUUAUAAUUGUCAAAACGCACUAGUGGCUCUUGGCCUGCUUCGAAAAAAGCCGGAGCGCCCAAUCAGUAACGAAGAACGACGUGCAGUUCGCGCACAUCCCGGCCGCAUUACCAAGCGGAAGAGCCACUUUUGGCACAAGAUUUUUCCGGGAAUAGUUCGCAAACGCAGCUUAGGGAGAAAAGUAAAACUGCUGAGAGAGACGAUUGCUCUCCAAGACUACCGCUCUGCAUAUCUACAACGCACUGGAAUGGUAGCAGAGCAGUCGAUGGAUGGGUCGGACGACGAGGACCCAGGCAGCGAUAACGAGCAGGAGGCAAUGGACGACGGCGAAGACGAUGCAGAUUGA
Messenger RNA from Pseudocercospora fijiensis CIRAD86, 873 nucleotides. RefSeq lists its product as uncharacterized. The transcript has a single exon. Lineage: Eukaryota; Fungi; Ascomycota; Dothideomycetes; Mycosphaerellales; Mycosphaerellaceae. The record is from RefSeq and is a predicted model, not a curated record. The coding region runs from base 1 to 873 and encodes 290 amino acids.